Mytilus californianus (California mussel) is the source of this 2060-nucleotide messenger RNA. RefSeq names its product calcitonin gene-related peptide type 1 receptor-like. Lineage: Eukaryota; Metazoa; Mollusca; Bivalvia; Mytilida; Mytilidae. Gene Ontology annotation, molecular function: G protein-coupled peptide receptor activity. The transcript has 13 exons. The coding region runs from base 234 to 1904 and encodes 556 amino acids. The record is from RefSeq and is a predicted model, not a curated record. Gene Ontology annotation, biological process: adenylate cyclase-modulating G protein-coupled receptor signaling pathway; cell surface receptor signaling pathway. Gene Ontology annotation, cellular component: plasma membrane.
UUCGUCAUUGACAGAUAUAAACACGCCUUUAUUACACCUUAUCAUCCAAACGCUUUCCUUUGAUACUUUCAUAUUUAAUGAAAUCUGUAGAUUGUUGAAUAUAGAAUGAUACUUCAUAGUGCUUAAGUGUUUUGUACUUUCAUUAACAGGAUUGUUUCCGUUUUCUUCAUCAAAGAAAGCUUAGAAGAUGGUACAUGUAUCAGUAUGUGUAUUUGUAAAUAAACCAUUCGAACAUGUGUAAGGUUCCAGUCUGGCGAUUACUUGAGAUCCUUUAUUUUCAGCUGAUGUUCAAGUGUAUUUGUACUGUAGAAAGAACAUGUAAUUCUCGUAUUGGAUCACAUAUACAGAAAGAAUUUGAAUAUUUUUCGUGUGCUUGGUGCUAUGAUUUUUUGUUCCAAACAACACACAAAACUUUAAUUGCAUCGGAAAUAGUUCAUUAUCUGUAUAAUCCAAUAGAAAACAGGAUAAUAUUACCUGAUAUCAAUAAUCAGACUGACGUAGAUAACGUAUGCUCAACUCUUGACAAGGAUGAAUGUCAAAGAUGGAAAACAUGUUGUCGUGCAGCUUCCGCAUGUUGCCAGAAGCAAUUAUCAAUUCCUUUGGGUGAUUUAAAUAACACAUGUGAUCGAACAUGGGAUGGAUGGAUAUGCUGGGACGACACAAAUCCAGGACAGCAAGUUUACCAGUCGUGUCCACUCUAUCUUACAUUUGCAGUGCCUUCCCGUCAAGCUGUUAAGACAUGCCUGUCAAACGCUACAUGGGAAAGAAGGGAAGGGUUUGAAUGGACCGAUUAUCAACCAUGUCUUUAUGUUGAUGAUCUGAAGACAUCUAUAUAUAUAGGAUUUGCGUGUAGUCUUGUCAGCAUUGCAGCUUUAUUUCCUGCCAUUGUUAUUUUUAUACGAUAUCAAGCACUCCGCAAACAACAUAGAAUUCGUCUACAUAUCAAUUUUUUCUUGUCACUAUUGCUCAAGGAAAGUGCCGUUGCAUUGUGGGAUAUGUUGGUGACAUAUGAACGCAUAACUAACAGCGACACUAGCAGCACUGUUCUGGCUCAGAAUGGAGCUGGAUGUAAAAUAUUGUCCUUUCUAAAAAUAUAUGCUAAAGGUGCCAGUUUCACUUGGAUGUUUUGUGAGGGUUAUUAUUUACACCGACUGAUGAGUGAUGCCUUCUCUCCACCUCGUUCACUAAUACCUAUAUUUGUUGCAGGAUGGGCCAUUCCUUUUGUGUCAACAUUAAUUUAUGCAGUUCUUCGGAUUGUGUAUGCAAAUGAAAGCUGUUGGUCAACCAGUUAUGGUCAUUUUGAGUGGAUCUUUGAUGCUCCUAAUCUUGCAUGCCUUCUUGUGAACUUAAUAUUUCUGUGCAAUAUAUUACGUAUUUUGCUGACACAGAUUCAGUCCCAUCCAAAUGAACCGAGUCACUUCAGAAGGGCAGUUAAAGCGACAUUUGUGUUGAUUCCACUGUUCGGGGUUCAGUUAUUUGUCACUAUAUAUAGAAUUCCUACAUCAUCCCCUGGUGGUCUGGAAUACGAGAGAUUUUCUAUUGUUACUAACAAUCUUCAGGGGUUCUUUGUAGCGUUGAUAUUUUGCUUCCUUAAUAAUGAGGUAAGCAGCCAUAUACAACUUCAAAGAUGUUUUAAUAAACUAGUGAUUUCAAAUAUUCGACGGUCAUGGCGCCGAAGGGUACGUGACAGAGGAGCAUCACAUUCCAGGAGAACAGACUUGACAUCAGUCAAUAUGUCCUUGACAUCUAGAACUGACGCAGACUUCCAUUGUGUUAAUAAACCUUUGUGUGACACUAAGAAUGAAAACGGAGGCAGCAGUCUUGAUAAAGGUGACAACAUGUUUUGUCCUUAUGACGAAAGUUCUAUGAAAAGAAAACAUAAUACUGACAUUUCAAACUUAUAACAGUUCGAUGUGAUGUGGAUCAUAUUUUGAUUUCUUCGGUUUUUUUUUUAUUAUAUUUGUCAUACUCCGUAUUUAUGACGAUGGAGAAGUCUUCUUUGUAAUAUAUACUGAGGAUCAUUGAUAUGUUUACAAUUAAAAACUUUUUUUAUAAGUGUA